GUCACUCAUGAGACCCCAUAACCAAUCACAGCUGUGCUAAUGUGCGGUGGGCGGUACCAAAAUGGCGGCUCUCUGAGUUUGCGAAGAGAAAUUGAGGUGUAAAUAAACUCUUCGUGCACAUUUUGCACAACUUAUCAGCUUAUUUCUGUAAAUUAAUUUAUGAGCGACUACUCCGAAGCCAAAAGAUGUCAGGUGACGGCAACAAAAAACAGUUCUGGAAGAGAAACACAGCCAAGGUUCCUGGGAAUAUCCAGCAUGUUUAUGGAGCCCAACAUCCCCCAUUUGACCCUUUGCUACAUGCCAAUCUGAUGAAAGCAGGAAACAAGCCUCCGUCUACCACUACGCCAGGAAAACCAAAGAAAGCCACCACCUUCCAAGAGUUUGAGAGCAUCACCAGUGAUGCCUGGGAUGUGGGAGACGAUGAUGAUGAACUUCUCGCUAUGGCAGCCCAAAAUCUCAACAUUGAGGUUGUCAUGGAGACAGCCAAUAAGGUGAUAGAAAACCACAGCAAGCUGCAGGAAAGAAGACAGCAGCAGAUGGACAAGAUGACUGAGCCUGAUGAAAAAGAUGGACAGGAAGCACAUGAGGAAGAGGAGAAAGAGCCAGAUGAAGAGGACGAGAGAGAGGAAGGGGCCGAGAUGACAACAGAUCUGUCGUUCAGUUCAGAGACUCUUCCACUAAGUGACAACCGAAUGGUGAAGUCACACAGUGAAGUUCCUGUCGGCUCACCUAAAGAAGUGGGCAUUGAGCAGGCAGUACUACACAGACAGCAGUCACUCCCGCACAGGCCUGUGAUUCCACUGGUGGCCCGCAUUGCGGAUCAGAACACAUCCGGGACUCCUGCCAUGACCCAGAGAGAGGCGUCAAGACUAGACAAGUUCAGGCAGGUUCUGGCGGGACCUAAUACUGAUCUGGAGGAGCUUCGGAAGUUGAGCUGGUCUGGAAUUCCACGGCAGGUGCGCCCAAUCACAUGGAAGCUGCUCUCAGGUUACCUGCCUGCUAAUGCAGAGCGGAGAGAAAGCACAUUACAGAGGAAGCGGCAGGAAUACUUUGGCUUUAUUGAGCAGUACUACGACUCCCGUAAUGACGAGCACCAUCAGGACACAUACAGACAGAUUCACAUAGAUAUUCCCCGGAUGAGUCCGGAAAGUUUAGUUCUGCAGCCCAAGGUAACCGAGAUUCACAUUGACAUACCGAGAACUAAUCCUCUUAUACCUCUCUUUCAACAAGCUUCUGUGCAAGAGAUCUUUGAGCGGAUUCUGUUCAUCUGGGCGAUACGACAUCCAGCCAGUGGUUACGUUCAGGGCAUCAAUGACCUUGUCACACCCUUCUUCGUUGUUUAUGUUUUUGAGUAUAUUGAGGAAGAGGUGGAAAAUUUCAAUGUUUCCAGCUUGCAGGAAGAGGUGUUGCAGAACAUCGAGGCUGACAGCUUCUGGUGCAUGAGCAAGCUCCUGGACGGGAUUCAGGACAACUACACCUUUGCCCAGCCUGGGAUCCAGAGGAAAGUGAAAGCACUGGAGGAGCUGGUCAGCCGGCUUGAUGAGACGGUACAUCGCCACAUGCAGCAGUAUGAGGUGGAGUAUUUGCAGUUCGCCUUCCGCUGGAUGAACAACCUGCUUAUGAGAGAACUUCCUCUGCGCUGCACCAUUCGCCUGUGGGACACUUAUCAGGCAGAGCCUGAAGGAUUCUCUCAUUUCCAUUUGUACGUGUGCGCUGCCUUCCUGGUGCGAUGGAGGAAAGAGAUACUAGAGGAAAAGGAUUUCCAGGGUCUGAUGAUUCUGCUCCAGAAUCUACCCACAAUGCACUGGGGAAAUGAGGAAGUUAGCGUUCUCCUAGCUGAAGCUUACCGGCUGAAGUUUGCUUUUGCAGACGCCCCUAACCAUUACAAAAGAUGAGGCUUCGCCCAGCACAGUCACCGAAUAUGACGAGCCCUACUGACCUCGGAGGCGCAACUGUCUGUGAAAUGAUAUUGAACUGAAACCGUGACAUAUUUAUGGAGGUGGGAAUAUGGUCUGCAGCUGUUCCUGGAAUUUUUCCUAAUUUCUACUAAUAUUAGCACUCCGAAUGCCACGAGUCACCCGGAUGUCAAAAUCAUGCACUCUUGAAAUACACUAAAUUUAUUCUUUUGUUUUUGUAUGCUUUUCUUUUUAAAUUUAAUCACAACCGUUUCCAAGAAUUUUAUUUUAUUUUUUCAAAGUUCAUUUAGACUGCAAGAUUCUAGGAGGUAACCGCAACAGUAGGAUGGAUGCUGGCCCAACUGAUUCAUGGCAAUAAUAAGACAUCACUCAGAAAACAUGAUUUAUAAACAUUCACAGUAAGAUCGUUUGGCUUAAACAGCGCCUACGAACACUUAAUUGAACCUUGGUCUACCUCAAGAAGUGGCCAGAAUUCGUAGGGUGUUCAUUUUGUCUCUGUAUGUGAACAGUGCCCAUGAGGCUUUGCAAUGGAGUCAAUAAAAUUUGCCUUAUUUUGGCUGUUUGAGUUUCGCGAGGCACAGGUUCAGUGAACAAAGGCAGCUGGAGAUGCAAGCUGAAGAACUGAUUUAAUUUUUUGCUUUCUCUGUUGCUCAUGGCCCUGUCAUGUUGACGUCCUAUUUUGAUAUUGAUGUAAUAAUCCGUACUGACUGUACAAUGCUGUCAUUAAUAGAUGUGUUUGGGGAUAUCAGCUUCUGACUUUACAUUUUGUCAGUAUUUGAACUGUGCACUGCUUCAGUCAUGUCAUCAGGCUUUUUAAUUUGUGUGCCAGUUCAUACAACUAAAUAUAAGUGAAACUGCACUUGAUAAGUCUAUUUUCCUCCCUUUUGUACAAGAUAUGUUCUAUGAGUCUGCUUUUUUUAAAUUAUUAUUUUUUUAUAUACUGUUUACAUGAGCCUGUUAAGUUGUGCCUAACUCUAGAGAUUGAUGACGUCACAUAUUUAUUUUACAUUCAUGAUCAUUUAGGAUGUGGCAAAGCAGAACAUUUGCCUUGACAACAUAUACUCUUGCAUAAACCGUGAAUUCAGCAGCUCUACUGGUCUCCUGUUUGAUAGGCUGUAGAAUUGAAGGAAUUUACUGUAACUGACAUUCAGUGCCUGGACAACAUGGAGUUACAGUACGAGCUACGUGGGGUGCUGGGAGAUUUUCUGGAUACCAAGCUUCUUGACUUAGUUUCUUGACUUCAAACAGAAACGUCAGAAUGGAUUUUAAAAGAGGUGUGAGUGAAAUGUUCUAAAAUGUUCUUGAAUUAAAUAGCUGUGUACAGAAUUAUGUUUUCAAAGAGAUGUAAAUAGAAAAAUGUGUAAAUAAAUACUAUAUAUA
Messenger RNA from Sinocyclocheilus anshuiensis, 3296 nucleotides. Its product is annotated as TBC1 domain family member 22B-like. Gene Ontology annotation, biological process: activation of GTPase activity. Gene Ontology annotation, molecular function: GTPase activator activity. Lineage: Eukaryota; Metazoa; Chordata; Actinopteri; Cypriniformes; Cyprinidae. The record is from RefSeq and is a predicted model, not a curated record. The transcript has 14 exons. Bases 186 to 1895 code for a protein of 569 amino acids.